AUGUCUGCCUGGCCUUAUUUUAUUUAUGGAUCAUCCCAACCCCUCUGUUGUCCACUCAGCUUUGGUUGCUCUUUGAUACUUGGCAGAAUGUCGUGUGAACAGGGGAAAGAUGAAAGGAGAAUUGGGUAUGAUGUUAAACUUGCAAAAUGUCUUGAUGAUAUGUCUCAGAGAAAUCUAUGUGAAGAGGCUUUGUUAAAAAUCAAAGGUGUUAUUAGCUUUACUUUUCAAACGGCUGUUCAAAGAUGUGUGGUACAAAUCUGUUCAGAUUUGAAAACAGACAGAUUGGCAUCAGCAAUAGCAUCAACCAAUGUCAUGAAAGCUCAGCAAGUUGUGAAAAGUGAAAGUGGAGAAGAGAUGCUGGUCCUAUUCCAAGGUGCUCCUGUGGAAGUAGAAGAGAACACAGAGUUGCCUGACUACUUGCCUGAGGAUGAAGGUCUCACAAAGGAGCAGGACAAAGCAGUGUCCUGGGUUGGCUCCCAUCUUGAAGGUGAAGCUAGCUGGCUGAGCAGAGCAGCAAACUUUUUAUCCAGAUCAUUUUACUGGUGA
Molecule: messenger RNA, 546 nt
Organism: Heterocephalus glaber (naked mole-rat)
Lineage: Eukaryota; Metazoa; Chordata; Mammalia; Rodentia; Bathyergidae
Product: armadillo repeat-containing protein 1-like
Source: RefSeq, a predicted model, not a curated record